Sinocyclocheilus rhinocerous is the source of this 1555-nucleotide messenger RNA. RefSeq names its product paired box protein Pax-3-like. Gene Ontology annotation, molecular function: RNA polymerase II cis-regulatory region sequence-specific DNA binding; DNA-binding transcription factor activity, RNA polymerase II-specific. Gene Ontology annotation, biological process: regulation of transcription by RNA polymerase II; anatomical structure development. The record is from RefSeq and is a predicted model, not a curated record. The transcript has 9 exons. Bases 68 to 1516 code for a protein of 482 amino acids. Lineage: Eukaryota; Metazoa; Chordata; Actinopteri; Cypriniformes; Cyprinidae.
UUCUUUGGAUAACAUCAGUUUUUCUCUCAAGUGCUCCGUGCACCCGUUUCUUUCUUGCAGAGGAGUUAUGACCGCAUUAGCGGGGGGCAUUUCCAGGAUGAUGCGCCCCACGCCACCCCAAAACUACCCGAGAGGAGGCUUUUCCUUGGAGGUCUCAACGCCGUUAGGUCAGGGCCGCGUGAACCAGCUCGGUGGAGUCUUCAUAAACGGACGCCCUCUGCCCAAUCACAUCCGCCACAAGAUAGUAGAGAUGGCCCAUCACGGGAUACGACCGUGCGUCAUCUCCCGACAGCUGCGCGUGUCGCACGGAUGCGUUUCCAAAAUUUUAUGCAGGUACCAGGAGACCGGAUCCAUUCGGCCCGGUGCUAUUGGUGGCAGCAAACCCAAGCAGAGCACAACUCCCAAUGUGGAAAAGAAAAUCGAAGAAUACAAGAGAGAGAAUCCAGGGAUGUUCAGCUGGGAGAUUCGGGAUAAACUUCUGAAAGAUGGAAUCUGCGACCGAAAUAACGUGCCCUCAGUGAGUUCCAUCAGCCGCAUGCUGCGCUGUAGAUUUGGUGGAAACGGAAAUGAGGAUGAGGAUGAUGAUGAAGUGGAAAAAAGGGAGAUCGAGGAAAACGAAAGAAGAGCCAAACACAGCAUCGACGGGAUUCUCGGCGACAGAUCAAGCCACUCAGACGAGGGCUCAGAUGUGGACUCAGAACCGGGUUUGCCAUUAAAGAGGAAACAGCGGCGCAGUCGGACCACGUUCACGGCCGAGCAGCUGGAGGAGCUGGAGAGAGCUUUCGAACGCACCCAUUACCCUGAUAUUUACACCAGAGAAGAGCUCGCUCAGAGAGCUAAACUCACCGAGGCACGAGUACAGGUUUGGUUCAGUAAUAGAAGAGCUCGAUGGAGGAAGCAGGCAGGAGCCAAUCAGCUCAUGGCGUUUAAUCACCUGAUACCUGGUGGUUUCCCACCCUCUGCGAUGUCGAGUCUUCAGCCCUAUCAGCUGGCGGACAGCCCUUACCCUCCCUCAUCUAUCUCACAAGCAGUAUCGGAGCAGCCCAGCACUGUGCACAGGCCCCAGCCUCUCCCCCCCACCUCAGUGCAUCAGACUGGGCUUGGCAGCGGACCGGGGGCCCAGGACGGGAGUUCGGCCUACUGCCUCUCCUCUGGACGUCAUGGCUUCUCUGGUUACUCGGAUGGCUAUGUGGCUGCUCCGGGACACGCAAACCCAGUGAAUGCCACCAUCAGCAACGGCCUCCCAUCACAGGUGAUGGGGCUGUUGAAUCCUGGUGGAGUGCCACACCAGCCGCAGAGUGAUUUUGCCCUCUCUCCGUUGACGGGCGGUUUGGAGCCCAGUACAGGCAUGGCUCCCAGCUGCCACUCCUCUCAGAGACUGGAGGCUCUGCCAGGCCUGCCCAGCUCCCAGUCCUACUGCCCCUCCAGCUACACUUCACCCGGGUACAGCGUGGACCACGUGGCGUCUUACCAGUACAGCCAGUAUGGGCAGAGUAAGGUGCCUUUCAUCAUCUGAAACCCAGCAUUGACUGAAUGAAGACAGACAGGAAGGAGA